AUGGUGAACGGCCAGCAAGUCUCCACCGGGGGAGACCCCGUCGACCUCUUCAGGUUGGCGUCGUGGUGCCGUUCUGGUCCAGAAUGGGACAGGAUGGUGUCGGAGAUAGAGUGGGAGGACGAACCCACCCACCUGAACACCAUGAACAGCUCCGGGGGUUUCAAUGUCGUGUCCGUGGACAAGCUUUCUGUGUCGUACCCGGGCACCCGGUCUCACGGGCACGACGUCGGGGCCGUGCAGGCCAAUUGCGCCGCGCCCACUCGAAGGUUGAUGUACUAUUUUGAGAUGACAGUGAAGAAUGCCGGGCAGAAGGGCAGGGUCGCCAUUGGUUUCACGCCACCAGGGGUGAAGAUGUGUCGGCAACCAGGGUGAGCAUAGAACGAAGAAAUCAUCUCGCCCUUGUCAUCUAUGAUUCUAAAUGUCGUCUCAUGAACGUAGUCAGGGAAUUGUUUUAUUUUUGGUCAUCCGUUAAUGGAAAACCGUUAUGGAUCGUUGUUCAAGAAAGUCUAAUUACCAAAUUCUUUUAUGGAGAUGACUUAUAAUCAACCAAGUGUAAUGAUGAAGUGGGUCAGUGUCAAUCUUCUGGGCACACUUUAAUAUCAUUUGAGAGGAUAUUAUUAAGGGCGAUUUCUAUGGAACCUCUAGAAGUUUUCAUUCCUACUAGUUUAAGACACUCCCAACAUUUCUGUAAUUAGUAACUGAUCAAAAGAUAGUGUACGUGCGGAUAUUGAUCAUAGAGUAAGGUCUCCAUCUCGUAAAUUGUGGUCAGCAGAUUAAACCAUCAUGGAUUCUUUUCUGGAGAUCAUCAGUUUCGGAUGGAACUAUUUCUAUUUUUAUUACUCAUGCUUUUAACCCAUGACUCCAAGUGUAGCAUAAGUAAGGAGUAUAUCUUCUUUCUACUGCUGUGUUCAGUGAGCAGUUAGAAAUGUCUGGUAGUUUCCUCCCGAGAUGAAGAUUGCUUGUAGUGCCAGAGAUGAUUGGUCUUUAUAUGUCACCUCCUUUGUAUAAUUUGGCGUUGAUAUCUGCUGGGUAAAUAGAAUGUGAUGCUGACAUGCUCUAUUUUUUGUCAAUAUGUUGGUUUAUCUCGAGUCACCAUGCUUUCUUUGCAGCUGGGAGGAAAACAGCUGUGGAUACCAUGGGGAUGAUGGGAUGAUUUACCGUGGACAAGGAAAAGGAGAAAGUUUUGGUCCCACGUUUACAUCUGGUGAUACGGUUGGUGCUGGCAUUAAUUAUGCUUCUCAAGAAUUCUUUUUCACGUAAGUCAAUUGAUGCACUGUAUUAUAAAUUUGACGGUUUAUAGUUUGUUUUUUGAUGUUGGUCAGUGACCUUCAUCAUAAUAUAUAGUCUGAAAUUUAAUUUGUUUAAUUUCCAGAAGGUCUCGCCAUAGUAGUAUUUUACGUCCCUAAAAUUCUUGUAAAUUACUAAGUCAAAUUCAAUUCCACAUAGCGAUAAGUGGUUUACUUAGCCAUGUGGUGCAGUUGGCCACAAUGUUCACAGGAAAAGGUGACUUGUUAACCGGUCCUAGUGGUUAGUGGAUGACAUUUUCCUCAUAAAUAAUAUUCUCCAUCUCUAGGAAUUAUUAAUGUUUUUCAAUCUUCUUACGUUUUUCAUGUAUGUAGUGAUGAGACUCCAUUUUACGCUUUUGUGCAGCAAAAACGGAAAACUGGUUGGGACGGUCAAUAAGCAUGUAAAAGGUCCUUUGUUUCCUACAAUUGCUGUUCACAGUCAAAAUGAGGAGUAUGUACUAUCUCUCUUUGUAAAACCUUAUCGAUUUUCAAUCUGCGUAAGGGAGAUACUGACAUUUUCUGGACAUUAUUUUAUGCAAAUGCUGCUUUCGCAGGAGAACACACUGACUUUUUGUGGUUAUAAAACUGAAUACGCAAUGAAACUGUGUUAUACUACUUGCGUUAUGAAACUAUUUAUAAACAUGAAUAACAUCUGUACUUUAGUCUGUAUUUUAGUUUUAACUUUUGUCUACUAUUGUAUCCCGGAUUCUGAUUUUAGUGUUCCAUCACGAGCGAAAAACAAAAAAAAGCACGCCUUCAGUCUGUGUUUGAUAUUGAGAUGCAUUUUUAUUUCUCUGUAUUUGGUUAGAAUGAGCCAUUAUGUUGUUGUCUCGGUCCAGGGAGAAGCAGUGUUCAGUAAACAAUCUAGAUGCAGGCAACAGAUUCAGUUUCAUUAUUGAAGUUCAUUAAUGCUCUAUUUAAUGACGUGUGAUUUCUCCUAUCACCAGACAAAUGGGAAUGAUGCCAUUACAGUUUUAUGAAAUAUACCACAAUUCUGUAAUAUGUCAAUAAAGCUUCUGUAAAGAAAUGAGGCAGUCAGCCAAACUAUGAUGGAUCUGAAUGCUAGAUUAUCUGAUGGAGUCUACAGUGCCAAACGAAUAUUUAGAAAAAGAGGGUUCGUCUGGUCUCUUGUUGAGGAUCACGAAGGGAAGAUAUCAACUUUUAUGGUGAAGAAGGUAAGAGGGCUGUUCAGGAGUGAGACCGAAGAUGCAGAAACAAGGGUAAGUGGAUGAAUCCUUGGAACACAGCUAAAUUGGUGACCCAGCGAAUUGGAGAUGGAAGUGUCAAGAUGAUGUUGGAAACUGUGACUGCAUGGCAGAGACAAGAAAGCAUUUGCUUAUGACAUCAGACUUGCUGUGGAGAAUGCCUCUAAUUCUGUCUAAUUUAGAGUGACUGUACAGUUAAAGAACAAAAUGGGGUGUGAUACCUUCUAUGGUAGUCUGUGAAUUAUAUACUAAAAAAGUAAUAUAAGAGGUUCACAGGUUUUCUUUCGAUCACAUGUUGCGGAGCUUGAUGAUAUUUUCAAUUAAUUGUUCAUUAUUUAUGUUUCUAAUGUUUAUAUUGUCAAUCUGAAAGUCGAUGGUUCCUCUUCAGGUUGACUGUAAACUUUGGAAAGCAUCCAUUUCUUUUUAACUUUGAGGUACGUGAUAUCUUUCAUGGCCCAACCAGUUUCCCUGAUGCUUCUAACAUGUUUCACUGUUAAGCAAGAAAAGUGUCGUUUCCUGUUUUCCUUAUGUCUAUGUUUUUCCUGUGCUUUGUACAGAAUGAUUUAACUUGGAUAUUUAUAAUUUUUAGUCAGAACUGUUUGUUAAUACUCUUCUUCUCCCUAAUUAUUAUUUAUUAAAUGCACUUUAUACUCGACCGUUAUUUAUUUUUCUGGCUCACUUUCGGUAUUGUCUCAUUACCCCCUUUCAUUUAAUUGUUAGAUAUUAAUUGAUUAAUUGGAAGCUUUUGAUUGGAUUUUAGGAGCAUAGAUAAAUGCUUUCAUCAGAUUAUUAUUAUGAGACAUUGGCCUGACGUUUACUUGGUUGGUAGGUUGAUGCCCUUGCCAUAAAGGAAGGCUGGCCAGUAUCGUUUUCUCACGAACUUCUAAAACCCCGACAUAGAUAAUCGUUAUUUAUACUAUAUGCAAAUGUAUUUCCCUCUCAUAUUAAAGCUUUUGUCUUUCGGAAUAUCUCCGUAAUCACAUCAUUGAUACAUACAUACAUAUAUAUCUAUAUAUAUAUAAAUUAAAUUAAAAAUUUUAAGUUAUAUAUAUAUAUGUAUGUGUCAUCAGUUAACACCAUUACACACUCUGAAUCGGCGAUUCAAGGGACACAACAUUUCGAAGGUGCUAACAAACAAAAUCCAUGAUGUUCAUAAAUUUCCGGUUUAACUUUAAAUGGAAUGGACAAUCCCAAAUUGGGACUUGUAUGACUGUAUCAGAUUGGGUUCAUCCAAAGAGAAAAAUAUAAGAUAAGCCAUGGUGGAAUUUUUUCGGAAUUGACCAUGGCUCUAUUCAUCUGUUUGUACGGGUUAUGCUAUUAUCCAUUAAUUUCCUUUGAUUCUGGCCAAGUCGUUGUGGUUCUAAUGUCUCCCUCCUACAAUACGAACUGCUAGGGCAUAACUAAAGAAGAAAUGGUGGAUCCCACCCAUACUGGACUCCUUUUGAUUUAUGCAAAUAGAAAUGUCCUAUGACUCUGCAAUGGAUUCCCUGGUUCAUGCUGAAAUGUGCUUUCCGUUUGUAUGAUUCCAUUGGCAUAGUUUGCCUCGUCAUGUUUAUGAUUUGCACAUUUUAUCCGAUGCUAACCUUGGAUUCAUAGAUAUGCAAAUUUAAUUUUUUCUGUUCUCUGUUGUCAGGCUUAUGUGCUGGAAGAAAGGACAAAGCAUCAGACCACAAUUGAAAAAUCAACCCUACCAGUUAAUGUCAGCCACUGGUAUGCAUGCAAUUUUGCAAUUUUUUGAUAAGGUUUUUCUUAUUUGUGUUGCCUUGAAGCUUUAUUUGUCUCAUAAUUUGUAUAGUUUCAUUUAGAAUCAGACAUACCUCCUUCAAGAAAUAUUUUUCUUCUUUUUUUGCUUCGGUUCUUCAGCAUAAAUGUCUUGGUCACGUGUAUGAUCAGGCUUAGGGUCCACACGGUGAGAGGGGAUUCUAUUCUCUCAAUUUAAUUGACGUGUAGAAUCUAGAGGGAAGGGCUGAGUGAAGUGUGGCGUGUGUAAAGCCCAUUAGGGAAGAAUUCUACAUGUCAUGAAGUGGAUUUGGGUGCCACUAUAACUAAUGAUUGAACGAGCCUCUUUGAAAGAAAAGAGGAUAAAAUAAUAUGGUAACGAAAUGCAAAGGGGGGGUUUAGAGUUUAGUUCAUUUACUUGAAUACAUGGAUAUGGUGGUUAUAGAGAUGUCGGUGACGGGAAAGCCAUACAUCAAUGUGGCUUUCAUGGGGGAACUAUUUGGUAACUUCUACAGGGAGUGCAGGGUUACUAAUGUGAUGUGGAGAAUCGUAGUUAAUUGAAUUCAGAUUCAGGUUCAGAUUCGCAUUCAUACAAGCAUCAGUUAUCUGCUAAAAAUCUUGUUUAACGUUUUUCCGCUGCCCUUUGUUCUUGAUAGCUUGUACGUCUAAUGAGCUGUGCUAAGAUCCUAAUAGAGUGAGAGCAACGAGAUAAUAUUUCAGCAGGAGUUCAAAGAUUUAUAAGAUAUACUAGUUGCCAUGCCUGUGUUUGAUUGGUGAAAAAGUGCAUAGAUGGGAAUAUUCUUCAUUCUAUCUUACUGGUGGCGAUUGAGAAGAGAAAAAACGUUCAGUUAUUUUUGUUUCUCGGCUCAUCUGGUACCUUUUUUUAUAGUUGUUUUGUGAUGGAUGGUUAUUUCCAUCCAAAAAAAAAAAAGAAACCAGAACAUCUGUCUUGUUGAGGCGGUGAGAAUCCCAGUCAGUCAGAGGAAGAGACUUUCAAAGUGAAAACCUCAGGCUGCACUGUGGUCUUUUCGCGAUAUAAAAUGAAACUUGCAUAGCUUUGCAUUUUAUAUCAGGAAUUGAUUAUAAACGAGUUCUGUCUUUAGUAUCUUCCGUUCUUAGAUCAUUUUCAUAUGUCUUGCUCUUAACCAAUUAAUGCCCCCCCCCUCUCUCUCUCUCUCUCUCUCUCAUUUUUAUUUUAUGAGGUUUUAUGUUGCACAGAACUUUGAGAUCGAAAUAUCUGCCUAUUUGCCAGGAUAGUCCGUUCUUAUUUGCUGCAUUAUGGUUACGAAGACACACUGAAUUCAUUUGAUAUAGCAAGUAAAAAUUCGUUGCAACCUGCUCCGGUGGCACAAGAGAAUUCUAUUGAGCACUGUGAAGCUUAUGCACUAAAUCGUAGAAAGAUUCUUCGUCAGGUAGUAAGAUAUCAAUUUUUUUACCUGUUCUGUUUUAUCCAUAUUGGUAAAUUUUUGAUGCUCAAUUUCAAGGUAGCGAUAUUUUCAGUUGGCGAUGCUAGUUCAAUUUUUGAGGCAUCUGUCGGCAAAUUUUUCAUCCAUAACUGGGCUUUCAACUUUGCUGAAAUCAUUCAUGUCGUUAUAGUCGUGUUUUGCGAAUCAAUGUGAAAAUACUUUAAAAAUCUCAAAGGUCUUGCAAUCAAUGAAAUCAGAAGUCGACUUUAACCCCACAUAUGAUAAAAAUGGGGAAGAGAAAAAGCUUUUUCUGCUUUCACGAGCACCCUUCGUAUUAUUUGUAGAAGAAUGUAUAUGGCCUUAUCGUUCUAUUGUGCGGAAAGUAGAAAUAAAUCAUCACCAUUUACUAAUUUCGCCAAAAUUAACGUCAGAGAGUUUAAGGUGCUACAGUAAUCAACUAUAUAUAUAUAUAUAUAUAUAUUCUAUGAGGACGCCUUAUUUAUUGAAGAAAAAUCCCUUAAAGGAAAUCAAUUGCGAAAUGAGGUUAGUAGUUCUUUGUAUUUCUUUUUUAUUACUGCUCUCUCUGGAAAGAUAUCUUGGUCUACCAGAGAUGAAUGGAAGCCUUUAGGCAAAAUUUAAAUUCUUUGAUAUAAAUAUCAAGUUGAAUGAAGAGAUGACCUAAAGAUAUAAUUCAAGGAUACCAAAACGUUGAGUUCUUAUGAGCGAAGACACUAUUAUUUGCCGAUUACCACUGCCUUUGAAAGUCUUAUAUCCUUGUUAUCCCAUUUGUUCUUUUAGGGUUAAGCCAGAUCAAAUUGGCUCACACCCAAUUGUUGGACUAUUUUAUGACUAUCCUCUCGUGAAACCCUGGUUAAUGGGCAGUGUUUGUCAAGCCAAGGUCGUGUAAAGAAUGCUUAUAAAUAGAUCCAUCUUUUGUACUGCAUAUCAAAACUGUGUUUGACCAAUAUUACCAACGGUGCUCCUGAAGAAACACUAUCGGUGAUCAUUACCGUGAGGGACUCUUCUUUAAACCUGAGGUCCACCCAAUCCUAUGAGUGCAAAAAAAAUAUUUGGUUCGUUGUCAACCUAAUGCUAAUACCACCAUCGCAUUAUUGUACACGGGAAGCAUGCAUUUCAUGAAAAUGUUAUAUCUCCGGUUGUCUCAUUGGCAGUAUAUAUGUAUCUACAUUUAUGUUUAUGUGGUACUGUCAUCCAUCGUAAUACAAUAUUUAUUAUCUUGUUUUCUUGGUUUGUUUUCCUCAGAUUGCGUCACAGUUUGCCUUUACGUUGUCUGACUACGCUAGAGAGAGUGAGAUUGAGAGUUGAAAAUGUUAGAUCACAUUUCAUUAAUUGCGAUCUCUGCGAGUUUGUUAAGGUUCUACUCUCCAACCCUCAAGAAAUGCCCUAUCUGAAAAGCCCUAAUUAACACUUGUUGAGACCAAAAACGACUUAGCAAGUCAGAUGGGUUGCCAAUCAUUGGGAAUCCUAGUGGACGUGCAAACUAAGAGAAGUCUCAUCGUAAAUAGUAAUAAUGCUGGAUAUCUCUCUCCAGUUUUGUAGUUAGUUUCAUUGAUGCUAUUCUACUCUCCCUCAGAAUCAGAUCAUUUGGCACAAAUUCGGAAAGAAUGGCAAAAUUCCUGGCUGCACUCCGAAUCAUGAUGGCAAAAUUCAACCAGAACAGGGGAUAAAACCUGAUCUGUGCAAGGCUCUUAUGUGAAAUAUGGAUCAUGCGCCGUUGGGUAGAAUUCAGACUUGAAGAACCACAGAAGUGUGCUUUAACAUCUCUUUCGAAAAUAGUUGGUCAUAAUCGUUAUCAAAUCCAUAGGUGGACCUUGGUUUGUAUUUUCUAAUGAGCUACUUAUUUGGCAUAGAUCAUGUGCUAGCAUUUAUCUCAAUGAUUAAGGGGUUAAUGCAAAAAGUGACUGAGAUCUCAUUCCCUGAGCUUUUCUCUACUACUGGCAUUGAAUGUGCAUGGCAGCUUUCGGUUACAUUUAUUUCCGCAUUGUGUAGUAUUCCAGACAGACAAGCAGAUCUCUUUGCCAGCCGAUGUAAACAGUGUCUGAGCUAUGUCAUUAUCAGAAAUAAAUUUCGUGUUAUUCUACUGACGUCAUAAUUAACAGCUAAAAGUAGCGGUUAUAUCGCCUAUCUUCUGUGAUCUUGUCCUAUGUAGGAAUCUGUCUCGGAUAAAAAAAUGAAGGCGGUAAUCAACAUUAAAUCGGUGUUGAUUUUACUUUGAAACUGCUUUUGUACAAUCUUCGUUUUUUUUUUUUUUGUAUGUUUUAUUCAGCAACUAAUCAUAUUCGUCUGUAGUGGUUUUUUAAUAUUAGCACAUUCUUUUCCGAUAACUAUUGCUUUGUCUCUUUUAAGAUCUUUCUAAGACUAUGUUUUCUUUAAUUCCAGUUGAUUAGGAAUGGAGAAAUUGAUUCCGCCUUCAGUAAACUUCAGGGAUGGUACCCCCAGACUGUACAGGUAAACUUUACAUGCUGUAGGGUUCCUCCGUCUUUUCUUUCUAUUAAAGAAACUAGAUUUUUUUUUUUUUUAGCAGGAUGCAAUGCCAAUAAUAAGAAGUCCCAGACUCUGAGUUUAUCUGGGGGGAAAAUCCCCAUGGAAAGUAGGCGCAUUUCCUGGAUUCAUAUAGAUGUUUUUGGCUAUUUUUAAAAAAUAAAUAAUUUUUUUUUUUGGAUCCCCAUCAUUCGUAACUAGAGGCAUCAAUCAUGUUCUACCAUCGCAUGCUGAUAGAAAGCUCAGUUGCUUAAAAUCUGACAGAAUGAGACCGGGCAUUGUUUUUUUUUACUGGGCAAGAAGCGGUGUGGGAGUGCCUGUUCUUUUUAUUUUAUUUUAUUUUACCAUGUGUUUUAAUUGACUGAUUUUACAUUUGCGGCCUCUAUUUUUGUAUGAUUUCAAGUCUGAUUAAAUACGGGCAUGUUAACCUGUCUGCAGAAUGAGACAUCGACACUUUGCUUCUUGCUUCGUGCGCAGAAGUUUAUUGAACACAUCAGGGUCAGUACCUGUUAUUUUUUUUCCCUGCAUACUAAGUGGGUGAUUAUUUUGGCCUUCGCUAGAAGCUGCCGAGUAGCUGCUUAUAAUAGAAAAAAGAUCAUAUUUUUACUGCAUGGUAGUCCAGUUACUGGUAAGGAAUCCCCAAGAACAUCGUUCCCAAAUAUUCAGUAGUUUUUUCAGGAAGGUGGCUGUGGUACAUGAUCACUCACAACUUCAUCAUGAUUUAUAUCAUGACAAGUUCAGGAAGUUGAUCCUGAUAUGCUUAUGCCGUAGACACUAGGAUUUCGAUGAUCAUUCCUUCUCUAGUCAGGCUAAUGCCUUCUUUUCCACCGGCGCUUUAGCAUCGAAGAGGUCGAUCAGUCCCUGUUCCGGAUCUGCCUGUUCUUGAUUUAAAUCGUUUGUACUUUGCCUUCGUCAUUCUCGAGUUUAUCUGGCUGGUGCUCAGGUGGGUGAAUUGGAGGCUGCGGUGAAAUACGCCCGCGCCCAACUGGCCAAGUUCUUCUCCGUCAAGCUUCUGGAAAAUCUUCUCCAGGUUCCGUCCUCCACCUCUCUUUCUUCUCAGCAUAUCCCCCACGCUUUACUCUACUUUUCGAUUCUUCGGAGGCAGAGGGCCCUGAGCUUGGUUUUCUGCGGCAGAACUGCAUCGCGCUGCUGGCGUACGAUCAGCCCGCGGAGUCGUGCGUCGGGUACCUUCUGGACGCGAACCAGCGGGAGCUCGUGGCGGACGCCGUCAACGCCGCGGUCCUGUCGACGGAUCCCGCCGCCAAGGAUCGGCAGGGCGGCGUGUCCUCCCACCUGGAGAGGCUGUUGCGGCAGCUCACGGCGUGCAGCGUGGAGAGGCGAUCGCUGACCAGCGACCAGGGGGAGACCUUCCAUCUCCACCAGGCCCUGCGUGCCGCCGGCAAGAGGCCCAUGCUCGGCUGA
Spirodela intermedia is the source of this 9540-nucleotide messenger RNA. Lineage: Eukaryota; Viridiplantae; Streptophyta; Magnoliopsida; Alismatales; Araceae. The record is from the annotation of a GenBank genome assembly.